Molecule: messenger RNA, 1984 nt
Organism: Electrophorus electricus (electric eel)
Lineage: Eukaryota; Metazoa; Chordata; Actinopteri; Gymnotiformes; Gymnotidae
Gene: dnaaf3l
Product: dynein axonemal assembly factor 3 like
Biological process (GO): motile cilium assembly; axonemal dynein complex assembly
Source: RefSeq, a predicted model, not a curated record
CCAUUAGUCAAACUUUCGCAUCCUGCUGCUGGGGUCCAGAGAGUGAGACGAGAAUGAGCGCGGGUCGGAUCAUGGAAGGCGCGGGCUGCGUGACUUGGUGGGGUUUCGGACCAGCACGAGAUGUGCUCGGCGCAGGUACGGUGAGGGCGGAGGGGGAGCUGAAUGUGUUGCUCGUGGGCAGUGGAGACCCUAGACACAUCCUAAAGACCAUCGCAGGCCUGCGAGACACUGAUACGCUGCACGUUUGGGUGAUCGAGAACAGCAUGGAGGUUGUGGCGCGGCAACUGUUGCUGCUUUGGCUGUCGCUGACUGCUCCGGACAGCAUGAGCAUGCAUGAGAAGACGGAGGUGUUCCUCGAGGUGUUUGGGAACACCGAGAUUCGCUGUCAGACCGAAGAGACGGUCAAACAUGUUGCUGCUCUGCUUUUACUUUCUGUCACCAACACGAUCGACACACACACUCAAUCACACCCCUGCCUCGACACAAGCCUGCUCAAGUUUAAGGAGAGGGAUGAGCUCAUCCAGAUUUUCGCCCAGUGGCAGCAACCACCCUCCGCCACGGCCAACAUGGCUAAGGCCAGGGACGCCCGUGUCAGACGGCAUCUGGGCACCCGAUAUGACUCUCGCCUGGGCUCCUAUGACUGGGACCUCACUAUGAAGCUGCACCAGAAAGGGUGUGGAGUCAUACACAAGCAACAGUAUGCCAAAUGGAGGGAAAGGGGCCUGGCUUUUGAGAUGAGGGAGGGGUUAUACCAAAUAGCCAAUCAGAGUCUGCUGUCUACACGCGUGUUCAAUCAUAGAGGAGACAGGGUAGGACUGAGAGGUUACUGGGGAGACAUCGUUUCCAGCCCCUACCUGGCUUUUGGUAUUGAAACAGAGAAUAAAGAACUCCUGAAGACACAAAACAACCAGCAUGUUAAGAGUGCCCAGGAAAUCUCUGUAGCGAAUGUCCAGAUGCUGUUUGAAUCUCUUGCCAUUAGAGGGGGCCACCCCCACAAACAUCAGCUGGGUGGUAAGGGUGUGGACUUGGCAACCGGUGUUGAAACAGAGCCGUUCCAGAAGAAUCAGGACACCAUGGACAAUCAAAUGACAAAGGAAGAGACCCAAACAAUCAAACAGGCCUGUGGAAUACAUGCAGAAGUAAAGGAGCAACCAGAAACACCCUAUAAGGCCAAGGAUCUUGAGUUAAUGAAUCUGAAUGGAGUGAGAGUGUCAUUCCUGUCUCUGGACUCCCUGUCCAAACUGCCCACCAAAGGCCAAUUCAGCCAGCGGUUCAACAGCCUCUACUGCUCAGCCAGUAUGGUUCACCAUUUAGAUUCUUCACUGAAGCAAGUAGCAGCCCCAGGUGCUCUGCUUAUGAUUGAACUCACCAAGUAUCUGUUGGACUUGUCUAAGGAGCAGGAAGCUGCUUUUACAGCAAGAGUUGGAGAAAUUGCCAAAGACCUAGGAUUCAUAUCGGCCCGAGACAGCAGCGAUAACUCGUACGCUGUGUUCACACUGCAGGAUGACUGACAGGAUCCCCACACACCACCAGGACCUCACACACAUGCACCUCACUCCAGGCUACACAGCCCAAUCAUCCAGCUGUGAAAUCAGUAUUUGUGGGCAUGUGGCUUAUAGAAGUUCAAACAAGCAAACAAGAGUUAUACAAGCUCUUUACACCAUUUCAUUUACAUUUACACCAAGUGGCCUGUAAACACAAUGUAAUGAAGAAACAGACAUAGCCUGUUUGGGGUAAAUAUUUUUGUUUUAAUAUGUAUAUAGUUAGCAACCGUUCUUCACCCAUUUUAUUUCACAUAUUAGAAGCCCAUAGUUGAAAACUGUAAAAUGUAGUUUUUUUGCUGUGAGCAUGGUGACUUCCAGCGACCCUGACCCUGCCUUUGCUGCUGGUGCCUUUCUUACUGUAAACGGGAAAAGGAAUUGGUAAAGUAGCAUUACUGUAUUGUAUCCUUUAUUGUAUGCAGAAUACAAACGUGUCCUACACA